CCCCGCCGCAGCCGCCGUCUCCUCUUUAUAUCCACCACCUGGCCUCCCCUCCUCCCCCACCCUCACGCCGCGACCCAACGGAACCUCGCUCAAAGGCUCUCGAAUCCCACACCUCACCGAUUGUCACCUUCCAACUUUCCGCGCGCCAUGGGCAGGAGGCCAGCGCGGUGCUACCGUCAGAUCAAGAACAAGCCGUACCCCAAGUCCCGGUACUGCCGCGGCGUGCCGGACCCCAAGAUCCGGAUCUUCGACGUGGGGCAGAAGAAGCGCGGCGUGGACGAGUUCCCGCUGUGCGUGCACCUGGUGAGCUGGGAGAAGGAGAACGUGUCGAGCGAGGCCCUGGAGGCGGCCCGGAUCGCGUGCAACAAGUACAUGGCCAAGCACGCCGGCAAGGACGCGUUCCACCUCCGGGUGCGGGCGCACCCGUUCCACGUCCUCCGCAUCAACAAGAUGCUCUCCUGCGCCGGCGCCGACCGCCUGCAGACCGGGAUGCGCGGCGCCUUCGGCAAGCCCACGGGCACCUGCGCCCGGGUCAGCAUCGGCCAGGUGCUGCUUUCCGUGCGGUGCCGCGACGCGCACGCGCCGCAGGCGCACGAGGCGCUGCGCAGGGCCAAGUUCAAGUUCCCCGGGCGGCAACGGAUCAUCACCAGCGGCAAGUGGGGGUUCACCAGGUUCUCGCGCGCCGAGUACCUGGAGCUCAAGCGCGAGGGGCGCGUCGUCCCCGACGGAUCCAACGCCAAGCUGCUCACCUGGCACGGGUCGCUCGCUGAUCGCAAGCCCGGCAGAGCCGUGUACCCACCCUCCGUUGCAGGGUCUGCCUGAAGGCUGCGUCUGCGAGCCUGCUACUGCUACACUGCAGUCAGUUCAGUUCAGCACUGGUCAGACACCGGAAGGUGUGCCAGUGCCAGCCUUCGACCUCUUCAACCCUUUUGUGAGGAUUGAUGAGGAGGACAUUGCACGGCCACAUCUCUUCUGUAACCAUAAAAAGAGUUACUAAUACUCAAUAAAAAUACACGCCUAGGCGUGGCGUGUGUAUACGUGUGCCAGUGGACGGUCUUACGAUGAUUGCGAUGCCAUGGUUGCGCUUAUUUGUGUACUGUAGUGCUGUGUGUACACCUGGAGCUGUCCAGGCCGACUGGCUCGCUUGUCUGUUGCUGCUCUGGAAUAUGUUGUAAACUAGUAUGUUUUGUCAAUAAAUAAUAAAAAAGGUGCAUUCGUUUAGGGUGCA
This is a messenger RNA of Panicum hallii, 1228 nucleotides long. RefSeq names its product 60S ribosomal protein L10-like. Gene Ontology annotation, biological process: ribosomal large subunit assembly; translation. The record is from RefSeq and is a predicted model, not a curated record. The coding region runs from base 148 to 822 and encodes 224 amino acids. Gene Ontology annotation, molecular function: structural constituent of ribosome. The transcript has 3 exons. Gene Ontology annotation, cellular component: ribosome; cytosolic large ribosomal subunit. NCBI's taxonomy places the organism in Eukaryota, Viridiplantae, Streptophyta, Magnoliopsida, Poales, Poaceae.